Messenger RNA from Myxozyma melibiosi, 3633 nucleotides. Its product is annotated as Nrap protein. The record is from RefSeq and is a predicted model, not a curated record. NCBI's taxonomy places the organism in Eukaryota, Fungi, Ascomycota, Lipomycetes, Lipomycetales, Lipomycetaceae. Gene Ontology annotation, biological process: tRNA export from nucleus; rRNA processing. Bases 145 to 3549 code for a protein of 1134 amino acids. The transcript is spliced from 3 exons. Gene Ontology annotation, cellular component: small-subunit processome; UTP-C complex; CURI complex.
AUCAGCGCUGAGUUGGUCUUAAUUGGGUUUGGCCGAGCGAGCGCGUUGGGAGCAAAGAAAAAAAAAUUUGGGUCUCCGUCUGCGGUCUGAUCUUCUUCCAUCUCUGCACUUUUUCUACUCUACAAAGAAGGAAGAAUAAGGAAUAUGACUGUGGCAAAGAGAAAGAGAGAGGAGGUGACGGUGGAAAAUGGCAACAACGAGUCUGUGGACGUCGAGGAGAACGCGUACUCUGAUGGGUUCGACGAAAGCGAGGAGGACGAGGACAUGGCCUCAGACGACGGAGAUGGCGAUGAUUUGGCCUCUUCAGCUACCGGCAGCAAGCAGCAGCUGCAGAAGAAGAAGAAGCCAAAGGCAGCCCAUCUUGCUGACGACCUGCGGAAUCUGCAGGAGGCAGUGCAGCUCUACAAGUCCAACAUCUUCAAGCUGGAGAUCGACGAACUGCUAAAAGAACUCAAGGUCGACGAGACAAAGACAAAGGCCGUCGACCGUGUGCUGCACAAGCUCAAGGACUUUAUCGAAGCGAUCCCGGACAGCAAGCAAGACCUGAUGCUGUCCGAUGCCGAGAAGACGAUUUCCAAGAGCGGGAUCGCGAUCCCGUUCCCGGACCCAAAGCCGCCUAAAGAUGCGCAGUACCGGUUCGCGUACAGCACGCCGUCGGACUUUAAUUUAGUGGGAAGCUACGCGUUGAAGACGAUGAUCAAGAGUCCCGAGCGGUUUGCGAUCGACGUCGUGGUCGAUAUGCCGGCGGCGUUGUUCACGGAGAAGGAUACGUUGAACUACAGAUACUUUCACAAGCGCGCGUUUUACCUUGCGUACAUCGCCGCCGCGUUCAAAAACAGCGAGCAGCUCAACUUUGAUCUCUCUUAUGAGUUUCUCGACGGCGACCAUUUACGUCCCGUGCUUAGACUUGACUCUCUGAAAGACGGCAGCGAGUCUGACUUCCACAAAGCAAAAUGCUAUAUCCGAAUCGUCCCCGGCAUCGCAAAAGACACGUUCCCAAUCUCCAAGCUCUCGCCUGCCCGCAACUGUGUGCGCUACGCGUCCGUCUCGCCGCAGCAGCAACUCAAGCCGACGCCGUACUACAACUCCAGCAUUCUCAGCGACACGCAGCACUUUUCCAGCACGGUGUUUAUCAACAAAGCGAUCAAAUCCAGCGACGGCUUCCGCGACGCGGUCAAGCUCGGCGAUAUCUGGCUUCGGCAGCGCGGGUUUUCGUCUGCGACGGCGGGAUUCGGUGCGGCGGAGUGGGCGGUUUUGAUGGCGGCUUUGCUGGUUGGCGGGGGAGCUAGAGGGUCAAAGGUUUUGGCGAAUGGGUUUAGUAAUUAUCAGCUGUUUAAGGCUACGCUGGGAUAUGUCGCAAGUACAGAUAUCGCGGAGACGCCUGUCGCUGUUGGUGUUGAGGGAAUUGACUUUGACAAGUCUGUGUUUGACGGACGUCCGGUGUUGGUCCAGAACGAUGUCAACCUGAAUGUUCUCUACCGCAUGUCUCCAUCAGACUACAGCAAGUUCCGCCAUGAGGCAGCGCUGACAGUCAAAGAGCUCGACGACGUGAACGGCGACCACUUUGACUCUGUCUUUCUUGAAAAAGUAGACAGCGUGAUCUACCAAAGCGAUCUGACCUUUUGCGCCAAAUUCCCACCAGAAGACAAGUCCUUCCGCGACCUCGGCCGCGUGUUCAACCCGUCCUACUACGGCUACCUUUCCGCGCGCGUGUACGAGGUCCUGAAGCAAGGACUUGGCGAGCGCGUGGAUUUGAUUUCGGUUCGCGCGACGGAGAACUUCAAGUUUGCGGUGGAGAGCCGGAAGCCGUCGUCCUCCGGCGAGCCUGCGUUCACGAUCGGCCUGCUUCUGAAUCCCGAGCACAGCGAGCGGUUGGUGAUCCACGGCCCGUCGGCGGAGGACAAGCAGGCGUCGGCAGAGUUCCGCAAGUUUUGGGGCCGCAAGUCUGAGCUGCGGCGGUUCAAGGACGGGAGUAUCACAGAGAGCGUGGUGUGGGAGCCGCGGGCGGAGGAGAGUGUGGUGACGCAGAUUGUGAGGUACGUGCUCGAGCGACAUGUGGGCGAGGCGAUGACGAAGGGGUUGUAUGUGGUUGGGGAUGGGUUGAAUAAGAUGUUUGCGCAGGAUCGGGAGCUGGCGGACGCGCCGGGGACGAACGCGAUCGCGCUGUAUCAGAAGAACUUGGACGAGUUUGAUCUGCUGCGGAAGAUGCUGAUUGACAUCGACGACCUGCCGUUGAAGGUCAGCGCAGUUCUGCCUGCCUCAGAGCGGCUGCGGUACGCGAGCGUUCGGCCGCCGGUGGAGUUUUCGGUGCACUCUAGCGAGGAUUUCUCAAACGUCGUGAUCGAGCUUGAGACGUCGGCCAAGUGGCCUGACGAUCUGAAGGCGGUGCAGCACAGCAAAGCUGCGUUUUUGCUGGGCAUCGGGCAGAGUCUUUGCCGGAUGGAUCCGACGGUGGUGACAAACACCGGGCUGGACCGGGACCCGGACACGAUUGAGAAUUUCGCGUUCCUGGACGUGCUGAUGCCGUCCGGGUACGCGUUCCGGGUGCGGCUGCGGACAGAGCGCGAGGCGGCGAUGUUGAGGAAUUACAAGCCGGACCGGGAUCUCGGUCUGCGCGGGUUCAAGACGCUCGAGCGGGAGUUCACGUUGGCGGCGCGGCAUACGACGGAGUUUGCGACGCUGUGCCACCGCUACCCGUUUUUAUCGGGGACGGUUCGGCGCGUGAAGAAGUGGCUGCACGCGCACUACCUGAGUGAUCAUUUUGACGCGGUGACGGUGGAGAUGUUGACGCUGGCGGUGUUUUUGAAGCCGUUCCCGUGGAGCGCGCCGGCGUCGUCGUAUACGGGCUUUCUACGGGUGCUGUAUUUCCUUGCGCAUUGGGACUGGCGUAGCGAGCCGCUGAUCUUGGAUGUGGAUCAGACGCUGACGAUUGCGGAUGUGCAGGGGGUGCGGGAGAAGUUCAAGCAGCAGCGGGCGAACGAUCCAGAGCUGUCACAAGGGGCGCUGUUUAUUGCAAUCAACUACGAGCGCAGCGGGAUGAUGUGGACGCAGCCGAAUCCGCGGAAGGUGAUUGCGAGCCGGAUGACAGCGCUGGCGAGGGCGAGUUGCGCGGCGCUGAAGAGCGGCGGGGUUGUGUUUGGCGGGGAGGCGGACGAGUUUAGGAAGUUGUUUGUGUCGCCGGUGGAGGACUUUGAUUUCGUGAUUUAUCUGGAGAAGAUUCCGGCGGAGGAGAGCGCGUAUCCGCCUGGCGUUGAGCAGCUGAACGAGCCGGUCGAGCUGUACUUUAAGGAGCUGGAGAGCGUGUUUGAUGGCGCGGCGGUGUUUUUCCGCAACAGGCUGCGGAACGACGUGAUUGCGGGGGUGUGGGAUCCGCGGAUUAUGGCGGAGAGAAGCUGGAAGGUGUAUCUUGGGUACUCUACGAGGCCGGUGCAGGAGGAGGGGGUUGAGCAGAAGGGGACGGCUACGGUGCGGGCGAAUGUGGAUGGGAUGGUGAGGGAGAUGGAGAGGUUGGGCGGAGAUUUGGUGAGGGAGGUGGUGAGGAGAGCAUGAGCAUUGUAAAUACUAGAGUUAAUAGAGAAUGUUGAUAGAUAACACGUGUAGUUGAUCAUAACAACAAAAAAAGAAAACAAAACA